UCCAAGUUUGUUUUCUUUCUUUCUUCUUUUCCUGAUAUUAAACGUAAUUUUAUACUUGCUUUUCGGAAUUCUAGAGCUGCGACUUUCGCUUUCUUCUUCCGCUGUAGUUGUUGGUUUUCUUUUUUUCUUUUCCAUAGUUCCUCUUCUUCUCCUUUCGAUCUGUCUGGUGUUUGUAGAAAAUUGAUCGAAUGAGAAUUUAGUAGUCCACCUACGAAGGAGGUCUCAGUGUGUUUAUGAUUAUUUACAAAAUAUAAUUCUAUUGUCACUCAUCAACUAAUCGGAGCGAUUUCGGAAGCUCAUGAUGCUUUUUUCCUUUUUCUUUUUUGUGGGGGUGAGGGGGGAGGAGGUAGGGUAGGUUAAGUGUAGUGUUCUUGUUUUUCUAGUCAAAUAUAGGAAUUAGGAACUACAGUUCUAGAACAUGUUAGGGAAAAUACGCGUUGAAUAAGUCACUACCACUAUUCUGGACUAAGUUCAUAUGUUUUGUUUUAUUUUAUUUCGUCUAGAAAAUUAUUCGAAGAAUUUCUGCAUCUAAUUUGAUGUUUACUGGCUGUGAAAGAUGAAAUUAAUAUCUUCAUGAUAUAAGAACUGUUGGUUAAUUAGCUAAGAUGUCGAUCAACGAUUGACUGGCAACUGUAAAACUAAAAAUGAUUUGAUCUAUUCAAUUGCGUUUAUUGAGGAAGCAUUGUUGCAAUGGGGGUUUAAAUUGGAGAAGGCGCCUGAGUGGCCUGAGUGUGAUCCAUUCAAUUAUCAUGGUUCAUCAUGAGUUACUAGAUCCUUCUCUUUCAAAUCUUUAUGAAACUGCUUGCAAAGUGUUUGUUGGUGUCAGCUGGAUAGCUGGUUGAGAUUCGAGAAGCCUUGAAAAGUUAUUUCGUGGAAGCAAAGGUCCUUUAACCAAUGCACUUAAUAUGAUUUUAUUGUGCUACGAUUGGUUUUUAGCAGUUUGCACCAAAUGGAUCGUUCUUCUUUCUCCCUAUCAGAAAUUUGGUAACACCACCACUUGCUGGAAUUUUUGAACUUUUUUCCUCCUUUACUGAGGAAAUCAGGCAUAUCGACCAAUUGAUUGCUUGAGUAAUAUCAAGAAUGAAGAAAUGGUAUGGUGGUGUUCUGGUUGGGUCUUUGUUUAUGCUUCUGGUUCUGAGAUAUGCCUUGAUGAAAGAUCCUAUUGGGAAAAGUUAUUUGACAACUCCUUUCUCCUCUAAUACUAGUAAUGUUAACCCUCUUGAAUGGCUCAGUGCCUUUUCCCCACCUGCAGUUCAGAAUCCUGUGAAUACUAUACAGGUGAUACCUACCGAAACCAUUAUUUUCGAUCUCUUUGCUCGGAGGAAUAUCUCUAAUGUUGAGCAGAAAUCUCUGCAGACUUGGGACCAUUUGAAACACCUAAUUGAUCAUGCUCAAGGUUUACCUAAUGCAGUAGAGGCCAUUAAGGAAGCUGGAGGUGCUUGGAAUAACCUCAUGGCUUCAGUUGAAGAGGAAAAGCUAAGUACAAAUAAAAGUUCAAAAGGCAGGGCAAAAGAGAAACAGUGUCCCUAUUUUUUAAACAAAAUGAGUGGCACAGAACUUAAUAACAGUGACUAUAAGUUGCAAGUUCCUUGUGGCCUGACUCAAGGUUCUUCCAUUACACUUAUUGGAAUUCCAAAUGGUCUACUUGGAAAUUUUCGAUUCGACUUGACUGGGGAACCACUUCCAGGGGAGCCUGAACCACCUAUAAUUUUGCAUUACAAUGUUAGACUUCAUGGUGAUAAACUAACUGAAGACCCUGUUAUUGUUCAGAACUCCUGGACUGCUGCUCAUGAUUGGGGUGAAGAGGAGCGAUGUCCCUCUCCAAGCCCUGAAAAUGAAAAGAAAGUGGAUGACUUGGCCAAGUGUAACAAGAUAGUGGGUAAGGGUGAUGAGAAGCUUGUCAUGACUGGAAAAUCUACCAAUAGUUCAAGGCGGUCAUCAAUUGUUCAAGAUGGAUCUAAAUCAAGGAAAUACUUCCCUUUUAAGCAAGGUUAUCCAUUUGUUGCCACACUUAGAGUGGGAUCGGAAGGAAUCCAAAUGACCGUUGAUGGGAAGCACAUAACAUCUUUUGCUCAGCGUGAAGCAUUAGAACCAUGGCUCGUCAGUGAAGUAAGAAUUUCUGGAGACUUGAAAUUGGUUUCUGUCCUAGCCAGUGGUCUACCUACAUCAGAAGAUUCAGAGCAUAUAAUGGAUUUGGAAACACUCAAAUCACCUUCUCUCUCCAAAAAAACUGCACUCGAUCUUUUCAUUGGCGUGUUUUCUACUGCAAACAAUUUUAAACGCAGAAUGGCUGUCCGAAGAACGUGGAUGCAGUAUCCAGCAGUACGGUCUGGGGCAGUUGCAGUUCGUUUUCUUGUUGGUCUGCAUAAAAACAAAAUAGUAAAUGAGGAACUGUGGAAUGAGGCGCAAACAUAUGGAGACAUUCAACUGAUGCCCUUUGUCGAUUACUAUAGCCUCAUCACAUGGAAAACUUUAGGAAUUUGCAUCUUUGGGACAGAGGUUGUUUCUGCAAAAUUUGUCAUGAAGACUGAUGAUGAUGCAUUUGUUCGCGUGGAUGAAGUUCUAUCAUCAUUAAAAAGAAUUAGCGCUAGUCGUGGGUUGCUUUAUGGACUCAUAAAUUCAGAUUCUCGGCCUCAUCGAAAUACUGAUAGUAAAUGGUUUAUCAGUCCUGAGGAAUGGCGGGAAGAUACUUACCCACCUUGGGCACAUGGUCCUGGUUAUGUGGUCUCAAGAGACAUAGCAAAUGCUGUCGUCAAAUUGAACAAAAAAGGCCGUUUGAAGAUGUUUAAGCUAGAGGAUGUAGCAAUGGGCAUCUGGAUUGCGGAGAUGAAGAAAGAUGGUCUAAAGGUUCGUUAUGAAAAUGAUGAUAGAAUCUAUAACGAAGGAUGCAAAGAUGAUUAUGUGGUUGCCCAUUACCAGGGCCCAAGAGAAAUGCUUUGCCUCUGGCAAAAACUUCAAGAAGGAAAAGGAGCCAGAUGCUGCGGUGAAAGAUAGGAUAUUAAUACAUUUCACUUUUAACUGGAGCUUUUUUGAGGAAGCUCCACCACUGAGAAAUCUUGGUAAACUAAUCUUUGAGUAGUGAUUAUCUGACCAAGGUUGACCAAAGACAGGAGAGAUGACCACUCUAACUAGAAGGUGAGGAAUCGAUUGUUGUAAUGGGAAGGGUUUACACUAUUGUUACAUAUUAGUAAUAGCACGGUGCUAUUUCAUUUUCUUAUAGAAAGCAUAGAAAGCAUGUCCAAAAAUUUUGCAAAUUUUGUAGGUUAGAGAUUCUUUGGCCUUGUAUAAAUCUUAACAGUAGUUGGAUAUUCCAAAGUAUAUAGUGUCAAUAUCAUAAAAUUGACUACCAUAGUGUAUUUACACAACUCUUUAUCCUCUGUAGUUUUGUUCUGUUGUAUGCUUUUGUUUACCAAGAUUUUAAAAAAACGGAGAUUCAAAAAAGAUUUAAGCUAAAGAAAAGAUUGAAUGUAACUAAAUAUUAGACUUU
Molecule: messenger RNA, 3487 nt
Organism: Cannabis sativa
Lineage: Eukaryota; Viridiplantae; Streptophyta; Magnoliopsida; Rosales; Cannabaceae
Product: beta-1,3-galactosyltransferase GALT1
Exons: 8
Coding region: 1081-2994 (637 amino acids)
Cellular component (GO): Golgi membrane
Molecular function (GO): carbohydrate binding; UDP-galactose:N-glycan beta-1,3-galactosyltransferase activity
Source: RefSeq, a predicted model, not a curated record